UUAUCAUCUCAUUUAAUGCAAUAAUUAUAUAUGGGACAUUUACAUUUGCUUUUGUUCCCUUUUUAACACUACCAUCGCAGCACUGCUGUAGAUCAUAAACCAUAAACAUAAACUUUUUUUUAACUAUACUGAAAAUGUUUGCAGAGACAGGACACAAGCUUGUGUCCACCCCACCUUCUGUAAAGAGGUCUCCCAUUUUCCCUAACAAAGGAGGGGGAACAGGAUUUAUUGGCAGAGCCUUGGUAGAGGCCUUGAAACGAAAAGGACAUGAGGUCACCAUUAUUUCAAGGAGUCAGGCGCCUGGAAAAAUAACUUGGAGUGAGAUUGCAAAAUUGCCUUUGCCAGAAUGUGAGGCUGUAGUAAAUCUUGCUGGAGAGAACAUUCUUAAUCCGCUCAAAAGGUGGAAUGAGGGGUUCUUACAGACACUGAGGGAUAGUCGAAUAGAAACAACUAAAACCUUGGCAAAAAAAAUAUCAGAGGCAUCAAAUCCUCCAAAAGUGUUUGUCUCCUCUUCUGCUGUUGGCUACUAUCCUCCAAGUGAUACUGCAGAAUACACGGAAGAUUCACCUCCAAGCUCUGCAGAUGCGCUGACAACACUCUGUGCUGAUUGGGAGAAAAGUGCUAAGCUUCCCGAUGGCUGUAAGACAAGGCUGGUCACCUUAAGAAUUGGAGUUGUAUUGGGCCGUGGUGGAGGCGUGAUACAGCAGACGAUUUGGCCAUUUUGGUUCGGUCUGGGAGGAGUACUAGGUAGCGGUAAACAAUAUUUCCCUUGGAUCCACGUGGACGACAUGACGGGAAUAAUUUUUCACGCCCUGGAGAACGAUCACGUGACUGGUGUAUUAAACGCAGUAGCACCGCAAGUCGUUACAAACGAGAGUUAUACGAAAGAGUACGCAGGCGCGCUGUGGAGACCUGCCAUUUUGCCAACUCCUUCGUUUGCAGUCAAUUUUAUCUUUGGUCAGGAUCGCGGAAAAAUACUUUUGGAAGGACAGAAAGUUAUUCCUAAACGGACGUUAGAGAUGGGAUACAAGUUCCAAUACCCAGAGCUAAAACAAGCGUUAGCAGAAAUUGUGAAAUAAAAAACUUUUCUGUAGUCUUUUGCGUAGCGGUGGUACGGUGUUGUCACGCAACGCAUUCUUUCGCGUAUUUCGUGAAGGAAUCAAACAGCGGCAUUGAAAAAAACCAGAUUUUUUCGAGGCAUUUAUUUCAUGACUUUGAGGACUUUUGCCGUUAUGGAGAGUCUAGUAUUGUUGGAUUUUUAAGAGUUUUGUGAAAGAGAAAACCGUGUUCAAAUUAUUGCAGUGUUAUUAAAGGCUAACAACCUGUCUCCAUCAUGGUUACUUCGUUAUGAGGAGAAAAAAGGAUCUUGUAGUAUGUUAUGACUGAUGGCUGGGAUACCAUUGACACUAUAUUGUUCUACAUGAAUAACUCAAGAAAGAAAUAAACCUUUAAUACAAGA
Molecule: messenger RNA, 1459 nt
Organism: Stylophora pistillata
Lineage: Eukaryota; Metazoa; Cnidaria; Anthozoa; Scleractinia; Pocilloporidae
Product: epimerase family protein SDR39U1
Source: RefSeq, a predicted model, not a curated record